GUGAAUAGUCGGGCACAGCGGUUAACGUGCCAAACUGUGGAUCUGAGAUACCCCGUUCGCGUUAUAAGAGUGAAGGUCAAUACCCACUAUUCUUUCUGACAGUUAAAUACUAUAGGCUUGUUUUGAAGCGUAAGAGAACCUCAACUAACCAUGGGGGACUUCAAGUCAUCUAGAGAUAAGUGGGUUUGCCCAAAUGAUAGGGAGUUGGCUCUCCGUGCCAAACUAAAAUCUGGUUGGUCGGUGAAGACAAACUCGGCCAACUUCUUCCACAAACCCGAGCAGUUAAACGACUCAGAACAGGAAACCAUCAUGAAUGUGAUCAAGAGAGCGGAAAAUGUGGAACUGAAGGAACAGGAACGUAUUGGACGACUUGUGGAAAAACUGGAAAAUAUGAAGAAAAACGCCAUGGGUAAUGGAGCGUCUCAGUGUAUUCUGUGUGCUGAUGAGUUCGGUAUCUUAGGAGCAUCUCCUCUUUUCUGUCACGACUGUAACAAUGCUGUCUGUACUAAAUGCGGAGUGGAUUUUGCUUCUUCCCAGAAAGGGCAACAGUGGCUUUGUAAGAUUUGUGCGGAGACAAGAGAGAUGUGGAAGAAAUCAGGAGCAUGGUUCUUUAAGAGUUUGCCUAAGUACACGCUGCCAGAGAAAAAGACUGACCAUAACAAAUAUGGUGGUGGAAAAGGUGUAGUGGGGGCAGGGUCUGGUGGGCGUGGCCUUAUUAGCUGGUCCCAUGGCAAAGCUGGGUUGGAGAGCAGUGAAAGAGAAUCUACAGACAGCUCUGAUGAUGAAGUAAAAGUUAGUCGAGCAAUUAGAAGACCAAUUAUCCACAAUGUGGUUCAUGAAUCGACAGAUGGAAGUGAAUCUGGACAGAAUGGCAAAACAUCUGCUACUGUAGCUCCUCCUGAUACACCUCGCUCCACUAUUGUCAUUGCACGCCCUUUAGGAAUAGAACGUUAUGGAGAAGAAAGUCACAUAGAGGGCUCUGACAAUGGACAUUCCAUGUCUUCUGAAGGAGCUACAGCCAAUUCAAGUCGUGUGCUCCUUGACCAUGACACAUAUCGUUCUGUUAGUCAUGAUUCUACAGAUCAUGUGCCUUACAGUCCCUCCCACUGGAGACAUGCUCGAGACUGGAGUCGAUAUGGGAUGGAGGAAGAAGGAAAUGCUGAUGAUGUUCAUACUCAGUUUGAGAGUUGUAAUAGACAGGAUUCUCAGGUAUCGGUAGUUAGUACUGGAAGUGUCGGCAGUGUUGGCCCAUACAUCCGCUACUCACCUACCCCGAGUGGUUACUCUCGAGACCGGGAUUCAGUAACUGAGGAAGUCUCUCUUGAUGAGAGACUCUCACCAGAAGAUACAUCUAAUUUAGGGAGUUUGGAAUUCACUUUGAUGUAUGACCCAUCAGACCAGGCACUUCACUGUACGAUUCACAGAGCCAAAGGUUUAAAAGCCAUGGAUUACAAUGGAUUCUCUGAUCCCUACGUUAAACUCCAUCUUUUACCAGGUGCAAGCAAGGCCAACAAACUAAGAACAAGGACUGUACAUAAGACACUUAACCCUGAAUUCAACGAAACAGUUUCUUAUUAUGGAAUUACAGAUUAUGAAAUAUCAAAGAAGACAAUCAGAUUGUCUGUUCUGGAUGAUGAUAUUUUUGGGAAUGAUUUCAUUGGUGAAGUUAGGUUUCCACUGAAGAGGCUGAAGCCUCAUCAGUCAAAACACCUAAAUGUUUAUCUUGAGAGGCCACUGUCGAUUGACCGAGAUGAAGAAGAGGAAAUGGAAAGAGGCCGAAUCUUGCUGUCUCUCAUGUAUUCCAACGACAGAUUAGGCCUCACAGUUGGAAUAAUUAAAUGUGCUCAUCUUACUGCAAGAGAUGCCAAUGGUUACUCUGAUCCUUUUGUGAGAAUACAACUAAAACCAGAUCCACUUCGCAGAAAGUACAAAACAUCAACCAAAAAGAAAACAUUGAAUCCAGAAUACAAUGAAGAAUUUAUUUUUGAUAUUAAACCACAAGACCUUUGCAAGAAAACGCUGGAAGUAACGAUAUGGGACAAAGACUAUGGGAAACCCGAUGAUUACAUAGGAGGGCUUCAACUAAGUAUCCACUCUAAGGGUGAUCGUCUACAGCAUUGGGUGGAAACACUGAAAAAUCCAGACAGACGAAUUGAACAGUGGCACAAACUGAGUGGAGUACUUCUUUUGCACUGAACAAACCUGGAUAUAUGUUAACUGAUAUGUACCAAAUGAAAUCUAUUUAAUGUACAAAGAUUGUUCUGGUGAAUAGUUUACUUCGGGUGUAAAACUGAUCUAAGAAGUAAUUACGAUAAACAAAAAUAUAAAUAUAUAUAUAUGUAUAUUUCUGUGUGUGUGUGUAUAAAACUAGUAUAAAAUAUAAUAUAAAUCCCCAACAUUUAAUUUAAAAAUUAAUUUCUUAUUGCUUAAUUUCUCAAAACUUUAUCUACUUAAUUACUGCAUUACCAGUUGAUAAUAGUGCAAAUUAUAAUUUUUCUGCAUUUCAAAAUACAGCUUUAGAACACUGUCUCAGUAACACGAAAACUAUAAUUCAUCAGUUUCUUUCAGUCUAGAAAGCUGUCUUAAUAACAUGAAAACUAUAAUUCAUCAGUUUCUUUCAGUCUAGAACACUGUCUCAAUAACAUGAAAACUAUAAUUUAUCAGUUUUUUCAGUAUCCUUGGAAAUUUUAUAGAUAUAUAUUUUAUGUAUGUGAUUAAAAAGACCUAUAACCUUAAAACAAUUGUAUAAAUAUUUAAUUUUUAUAUGUUAACACCAUAGUUGAAGAACAACUUAGACUCACUUCAACUAAUGAAAACUACCAUAACAGCUUUUAGCUAUAGACACAAUAAAAAGUACAAUUAAUCUGGAUUGAAUCUAACGUGAUAAGAAAUAACAAAAGAGAAAGCUAAGUUUGACAACAUAAGAUAUAAUUUUGCUGAGGGGUGUUCAUUUGUUACCAGAAACAUCAAGUUAUUCUAUCCCAGCUUAAUGUCUUCUCCAGCUCUUAAAUUCUGAAAGAUUAUAAUUUUAAUUUCGUCAGUGUCUUAAAUGAUUGAAAACAAAUUAACGAAUCAGCCAAAAUUUGCCAAUCUUUAUUGUGUUGAAAAAUACAAAAAACAAACUCAUUAAUUCAACAUAACUUGUAUUUCACUCAUUGUAUUCAAGAAAUAAAUUGUGUCUUUAAGAACUAAUUGUGUAAUUCUCUAUAGAAUACCUGUCAUUUAACAGCUGUCUUUAAGAAAUUGAUAACUCUAUGAUUGUAUGUGAUAUUCCUGUCAUCUGAUAAUUGUGUCUUUAAGAAACUAACUCUAUGCUUGUAUGUGAUCGUCCUGUAAUCUAAUAAUUUGUUUUUAAGAAACAAAUGACUCUGUGAUUGUAUGUGAUCUUCCUGUAAUCUAAUAAUUUGUUUUUAAGAAACAAAUGACUUUGUGGUUGUAUGUGAUCUUCCUGUAAUCUAAUAAUUUGUUUUUAAGAAACAAAUGACUCUGUGAUUGUAUGUGAUCUUCCUGUAAUCUAAUAAUUUGUUUUUAAGAAACGAAUGACUUGUGAUUGUAUGUGAUCUUCCUGUAAUCUAAUAAUUUGUUUUUAAGAAACAAAUGACUUUGUGGUUGUAUUUGAUCUUCCUGUAAUCUAAUAAUUUGUUUUUAAGAAACAAAUGACUUUGUGAUUACAUGUGAUCUUCUCCUUGUCUAAUAAUUGUGUCUUUGAGAAACCAAUAACUGUGAUUGUAUAUGAUCUACUUUUUAUCUCAGAAUUACAUGAAAUUUAAGAAAUGGAUAUUUGUAUCAUUAAAAUGUGAUGUGUUGUCCAUUGUAAUUUAUCUAACACUUAAAAUAAAAACAUUACAUCAUUUCUAUUUAUAAGUGCAGAAAGACACUUAUAAGGUGACUUGGGAUAAAAAAUAUAUCAAAAGCACCUGCUCAUGUUUAAAAGAGGCCACAAACUUAAAAAGGCAAUAGAAUUAAUUACCCAUUCAGAUAACAGAAACUAGAAAAAUGCAAAAAACAACAAAAAGUGAGAUGAACAUUUUUAAUGAUCAAUGCUGUACUAAGAAUCUAACAUAUUUAUAGCUAAGUAGUUUUAUUGUUUUCAAUUCUUACACUUAAAAUAUUUUCAGUUCCAGUGCUGACAGUCAAUGUUAUGAGCAUGAGUCCAAAGUUUUAAUAACUGCUUUCAUCUUUGAACAAGAGCUUCAGCAAACAAUACAUUUGACAACGAUUGUAUAAGUGAUUUUUUAAGGUUCCUGAAUCAUGAGAAUUAACAUUUUUGUAGUGCUUGUGAGUUUCAAAUAGCUGUGUUUGGCUUUGAUUAUAUGGAAUGAGCCGAUUAUAGAGAAUACAAGGUGUUACCUGUUGCCAAAUAGAGCCUAAAAUUGUAAAACUAACACCACCUGUAAUGCAAGCUUGGUUUGUUAUCCAGUUAUGAGUAUAUUAUAGUGCUUGUAUCAUAAACGUUCCAAAACAUUAUCAUACAAUGUGUUUGUGAAAUUGUUAUAUUCCUGUCAAAUAAAACAAUUACCAAUACAAAAUUC
Limulus polyphemus (Atlantic horseshoe crab) is the source of this 4532-nucleotide messenger RNA. It is a transcript of the gene Rph, whose product is annotated as rabphilin-3A-like. The transcript has 18 exons. Gene Ontology annotation, cellular component: membrane. NCBI's taxonomy places the organism in Eukaryota, Metazoa, Arthropoda, Merostomata, Xiphosura, Limulidae. Gene Ontology annotation, molecular function: small GTPase binding. Bases 151 to 2196 code for a protein of 681 amino acids. Gene Ontology annotation, biological process: intracellular protein transport. The record is from RefSeq and is a predicted model, not a curated record.